UAUCGCUGUACCUAAACGGCAACCUUUUCUUUCAACUCGGACACAAAGGCAUCUCAGGUACUAUACCAACCUUGCAAGUCCAGAUGCACGAUGCAUCACAUGCCGCCACACUAGUUCUCCCGGGGUACCGAUCAUCGAGCAACACAGUCAGUCUUGAUCUCGCGCUACAAGGAGGCCUUUUGGACCUUUUCGAUACGGAGAACAACGAAAAGAUCUCCAUACCUUCCAGCACAGAGGAGCCUGGGAAACUGGUUGUCGAGGCCAAAGCGCGGAAUCAAUGGUUCGAUCUCAAAGUCGAUGCGCGUGACGACUUUUGGACAAACCUUCUCACGCCCGGCCACAAGUAUGAGAUUCGUUGGCGGAAGGAUGGGAAUAUGCCAUGGGCAUAUCGCGGUGAUGAUGAACGACAGCCUCCCGAGCGUCUGCCAGUGCGCCUCCUACCGCGCCCCGUCACUCUCAAGGUGUUUGAUGAUGCUACAGCGCCACUGCAACUCUCCGUAUCGCUGUCUCCAACGGCAGACGUCUGUCAUCUGAGCGGCGAGCCACGCUUUGGAUUCGAACUCCAGGUUGUGUCGCACAGCGACGAUGUCAUCACUGUUUGUCUGGAGAAGACGCCCCUCAAACACUUCCAUGGCAUGGAAGAGAUUGCACAUGUCGUCGAUGAAGAAGGUGAAGAGGUAGAAUGGCCAUAUGGUAUCGGUUGUUUCGAGGGCCGAGAGCCGUUUCCAUCCGACAAUAUGUUUGAAGAGCUCGAGCCCAAUGUACCGUAUGAGCGGACGUUCUGGUUGGAAAAAUUCAACAAAGAGACGUCGAAUGGCGGUGAGCUGGAGGCGCUUGAAAGUGGUCAAUCGUAUACGGCAGAGGUUAGCAAGACCCUGCUAGGUGCUUUUUCAAUGUGGAGGAGAGGGACUAAGCAAGAGUUGUUGGCUGGCGAGGAGAAGGAUAAAGAGGAGAGGUGGAGGAGAAGCAGUGGCGAGAAGCUUCUUGAAGUCUCAGAUCCAUUUAAGUUUACUGCCGUCUAAAGGUUCAAGGGUUAGGGAUUGAGGAAUCAAGAGAGCGUAGCAGUGUGAGAGAGAUGCCGCAGAAAGCCAUACGUAAA
This is a messenger RNA of Exserohilum turcica Et28A, 1099 nucleotides long. RefSeq lists its product as uncharacterized. The record is from RefSeq and is a predicted model, not a curated record. NCBI's taxonomy places the organism in Eukaryota, Fungi, Ascomycota, Dothideomycetes, Pleosporales, Pleosporaceae. The coding region runs from base 84 to 1022 and encodes 312 amino acids. The transcript has a single exon.